UGGCUGUUUCUAAAAAAACCGGGAUUGGCUGGGGCGGAUCCCUGUCGCGUUCCCUCCGAGGCGCGUGGUUCGUGUAACUUUACGCCUUUGGCCGUCUUUGGCGGCCGCCUUCUGGAUCGGGGUCGGGGAAGAGGAGCGGGGAUUUCUGGAAUCGGGUGCAGGACGCUUACCUUCACCUGCUCCUAUACUUGCGAGUCUCCUUAGAGAAGGCUCACCAUGAGGAUGCCGCCCACGAACUGAGACUCGGAAGAGUGGAGGAUCGUUUUUUUUGUCCAAGAAUGGCUGAGGGAGAUGGAGAGGUGAGAUGGGAUGGGCUGUGCAGCCGGGAUGCCAGCGCAAGAGUCAGCGCCUUGGAAAACAUAAAGCAGGUGGUCCUGAAGAAAAGCCAGGCAAUGGCUCUGGACCAAGGCGGUGGAUGUCCUCCAGCUGCAGGAGGGCUCCUGCCCUCUGCAAAUAGUGCGCCAAGUGAGCUGAACCAAAUGCUUGCUCGGCUGCUCACACUUUCCAAGAGAUGCCCUUUCAGAGACGUGCAAGAGAAGACUGAGGCCAUUCUGAAGCAUGUUCAGGAACUUGGAAUUAGGAUCCCCAGACCACUGGGACAAGGACCAAGCAGAUUUAUCCCAGAAAUGGAGAUUCUUCAAGUGAGCGCGGAGGAUCCUCAGAUGUCUUCUUUGUUUGCUGAGUCUUUCACAACUUUGGGGCAUUUGGAUAACAUUACAUUGGUGAUGGUUUUUCACCCACGGUAUCUGGAGAGUUUUUUGAAAACUCAGCAUUAUCUACUGCAGAUGGAUGGUCCACUGCCUCUUUGCUAUCGACAUUAUAUAGGUAUAAUGGCUGCAGCAAGACAUCAGUGCUCUUACUUGGUAAAUCUUCAUGUCAAUUAUUUUCUACAAGUUGGAGGAGAUCCUAAAUGGCUGAAUGGUCUAGAAAAUGCACCUCAAAAGUUGCAGAAGUUGGGUGAUUUGAAUAAAAUUUUGGCACACAGACCUUGGCUCAUUACAAAGGAACAUAUUGAACAACUUCUAAAAACCGAAGAACACAGCUGGUCAUUGGCCGAAUUGGUCCAUGCUGUAGUACUCCUCACACACUAUCACUCACUUGCUUCGUUCACUUUUGGCUGUGGAAUCAAUCCAGAGAUCCAUUGUGAUGGCGGUCACACUUUCAGGCUGCUCUCCGUUGAUGGUUAUUGCAUUUGUGAUAUAACAAAUGGCAAUCAUGAUGAGUAUAAGAUGCACACCCCCGAUACAGAUAUUACAACUCCCGAGCCCUCCUGUGAAGUAGAAGCACUUAUGGAAAAAAUGAAGCAAAUACAGGAAUGCAGAGACGAUGUUGAAGCUAGUCAAGAGGAAAAGGCCACCCGAUUCGAGAAGGAGAAGAGAGAAAGCAUGUUAGUGCGUUGCUCAGAAGAUGAAGAAAUAUCACCAACAAGAGAUGUAUCUCGUCACUUUGAGGAUACUAGCUAUGGUUAUAAAGAUUUUUCAAGACAUGGGAUGCAUGUACCUACCUUCCGUGUACAGGACUAUUCGUGGGAAGACCACGGAUAUUCUCUGGUAAAUCGUCUCUAUCCAGAUGUAGGACAACUAAUAGAUGAGAAGUUUCAAAUUGCCUACAACUUGACUUACAACACAAUGGCUAUGCAUAAAGAUGUGGAUACAUCAAUGCUUAGGCGUGCAAUUUGGAAUUACAUCCACUGUAUGUUUGGAAUAAGAUACGAUGAUUACGACUAUGGUGAAAUUAAUCAGCUGUUGGACCGCAGCUUUAAAAUUUAUAUCAAAACUGUAGUGUGUGCUCCCGAGAGGACCACAAAUAGAAUGUACGAUAGCUUCUGGAGGCAAUUCAAACAUUCUGAGAAGGUUCACGUCAAUUUGCUUCUCAUAGAAGCACGGAUGCAAGCUGAACUGCUUUACGCUCUGAGAGCCAUUACUCGUUACAUGACGUGAAAACUUUGGGCAGUAAUAAUCGAAGGUGCCACCGGGGCAACUUACCAGGGCUUGUUAAGGGGCUUCUCAACCAGCAGGGGCUAAAAGCCAUGAAUUUUUUUGUGCCAUAGUGUUUAUUAUUAUUACUGCUGCUGCUACUACUAGUAUUAUUGCAGCUCCUUCCUUAGUGGGAUAUUACUGCUGAUGUUGAGGUUGGUGGUAGGACAGUUGUUCAGAGACACAAUCAAACGGAUUCCAGCCUGCUCUAGUUAGCACAGGAGGCAAUGGCUUCUGGUAGACAACUAAUUACCGAAAUCCUCAUGUGUUGUCAGAAAUAAAUAAGAAUCUGGAAGAUAAGAAUUUUGCUUUUGAUAUAAGAGUGAAUAAUGUUUUUAUAAAAGUCCUGAUGCUGCUGAACGUGCUGGUUAAAUGAAGAGACUAGCAAUUCCAGUUAUUAAGCUAUAAACAAAUGCAAGCAAUGCUACCGUCUGAGCCUACAUUGUAUGUGAUUUUAGAGAAGCUCCUUGCUGAUAAUGCAGAGCUGAACAGGAUGUUACAUUAACAGUUUUGAUUGUUAAAAGAAUCUUUUGCUGUCUAGGUUGGUCUUAUUAUUUCAGACUGAGACAGUGCAAGACUAUCAAAGCUGCUUAAAAACCUCCAACUUUGUGAAAAAACUGAAUAGUUAAGAGCAAGGAUAGAUAAUCUUACUUCUUCAGUAUUCCUAGAAGCUAUCAAAGGUGUCGAAAUAUCCAUUCAGGCCUCAAAUAGCUUCUUCCUAAAACCCUCAUUUCUACAGUUUGCCCCUUAAGUAGCAGCUUACGUAGUUAAACAAGAAAAUAGCAUUAACAACAAGAACAAAACCCCUGUAAGUGACUUUGAUAUACAUGUGUGAGUGCGUGCAUGGGUAAAAUAUAUGGACACUUUUUGUAUGAGAUCUUUGUUAGUAUUACUGGGUUGUUUAAAUAAAAAAAUAACAUUUUC
Molecule: messenger RNA, 2900 nt
Organism: Thamnophis elegans (Western terrestrial garter snake)
Lineage: Eukaryota; Metazoa; Chordata; Lepidosauria; Squamata; Natricidae
Gene: SESN1
Product: sestrin 1
Exons: 11
Coding region: 279-1940 (553 amino acids)
Biological process (GO): cellular response to leucine starvation; cellular response to L-leucine; regulation of response to reactive oxygen species
Cellular component (GO): nucleus
Molecular function (GO): oxidoreductase activity, acting on peroxide as acceptor; L-leucine binding
Source: RefSeq, a predicted model, not a curated record